Eimeria necatrix is the source of this 1044-nucleotide messenger RNA. RefSeq lists its product as hypothetical. The record is from RefSeq and is a predicted model, not a curated record. The transcript is spliced from 2 exons. NCBI's taxonomy places the organism in Eukaryota, Apicomplexa, Conoidasida, Eucoccidiorida, Eimeriidae. The coding region runs from base 1 to 1044 and encodes 347 amino acids.
AUGAAAACAAUUCAUAGGUAUUCAGCAGCAGCAGCAGCAGCAACAGCAGCAGCAGCAGCAACAGCAGCAGCAGCAACAGCAGCAGCAGCAACAGCAGCAGCAGUAGCAGCAAGAGUAGCAACAACGGUAGCAGCAACAGCAGCAGCAACGGCAGCAGCAACAGUACCAGCAACAGUAGCAAUAACCGCAACAGAAGCAGCAGCAGCAACAGCAACAGUAGCAGCAACAGCAACAACAGCAACAAUAACAGCAGCAACAGCAGCAGUAGCAGCAGCAGCAACAGCAGCAGCAAUAACAGCAGCAACAGCAGCAGUAGCAGCAGCAGCAACAACAGCAGCAUUAACAGCUGCAACAGCAGCAGUAGCAGCAGCAGCAACAGCAGCAGCAAUAACAGCAGCAACAGCAGCAGUAGCAGCAGCAGCAACAACAGCAGCAAUAACAGCAGCAACAGCAGCAGUAGCAGCAACAGCAACAAUAGCAGCAAUAACAGCAGCAAUAACAGCAGCAACAGCAGCAGUAGCAGCAGCAGCAACAACAGCAGCAACAGCAGCAGUAGCAGCAGCAGCAGCAACAGCAGCAAUAACAGCAGCAACAGCAGCAGUAGCAGCAGCAGCAACAACAGCAGCAAUAACAGCAGCAACAGCAGCAGUAGCAGCAGCAGCAACAACUGCAGCAAUAACAGCAGCAACAACAGCAGUAGCAGCAGCAGCAACAGCAGCAAUAACAGCAGCAACAGCAGCAGUAGCAGCAACAACAGCAGCAAUAACAGCAGCAACAGCAGCAGUAGCAGCAGCAACAACAACAGCAGCAAUAACAGCAGCAACAGCAGCAGUAGCAGCAGCAGCAACAACAGCAGCAAUAACAGCAGCAACAGCAGCAGUAGCAGCAGCAGCAACAACAGCAGCAACAGCAGCAGUAGCAGCAGCAGCAGCAAUAACAGCAGCAACAGCAGCAGCUGCUGCUGCAGUGCCUCACCAAAAGGUGUGGACGUAUUCUGCAGCCUGCGGCUCUGCGAGCAGCGGGAGAUCUUCGAGGGGCCCCUAA